Scleropages formosus (Asian bonytongue) is the source of this 1694-nucleotide messenger RNA. Its product is annotated as pentraxin fusion protein-like. Lineage: Eukaryota; Metazoa; Chordata; Actinopteri; Osteoglossiformes; Osteoglossidae. The coding region runs from base 182 to 865 and encodes 227 amino acids. The transcript has 3 exons. The record is from RefSeq and is a predicted model, not a curated record.
GCGCCGCGCCGCCAGGGGCCGUACAAAUGGGACAGUGUUCUCCCGCCGCGGGCACACGCCCCCUUUGUAAAUGAACGUGUUGGGAGGUGUGAUGUCAUAGCUUGUACAAGGAGGGAAGAGGAGAGAAAAGCCCCGGAGCAUCAGGACACCGCACGACUGCAGCAGAAACUACGGCCCCGCUAUGCCUCUGCACAGUGAACUUGGGAUCUUUGCAGUGACCGUCCUGUUUGCUGGUUUUUCCUCGGCUUCUGCAGCAGACCUUUCUGGAAGAGCUCUGAUCUUCCCCUAUGAAACAGACUACAGCUACGUCACCCUGACUCCUCUGAAGCCACUUGAGCUGAAGGCCUUCACACUCUGCAUGCAACUAGCCACCGAGCUGGAGGGCGAGCGAGAGGUCAUCCUUUUCGCCUACCGCACAGCUGACUUUGAUGAGCUCAAUCUGUGGCGUGAGAAAGACGGCCGUCUUUCUUUCUACCUGAGUGGUGGAGGGGCUUUAUUCCACCUGCCUCCACUGAGCACCUUUAAGACCAACCUCUGCCUCACCUGGGACUCAGCCACGGGUCUCUCUGCAUUCUGGAUGGAUGGUAGGAGGAGUGUUCGCCAGGUCUACAAGGCUGGGCACACGGUCCGUUCCGAGGGCACUGUGAUUCUGGGUCAGGACCCAGACCGGUACCUGGGGGACUAUGAUGCUGCACAGAGUUUUGUGGGUGAAAUUUCAAAUGUUAACAUGUGGGACUACGUCCUCUCCGACAAAGAUAUUCAGGCAUUGCACUAUGGUCACUCAGUCCCAAAAGGCAACAUAUUUGAUUGGAGUGCUAUUGAAUAUAAAAUUAACGGGAAUGUUUUGAUUGCACAAGAUAAUUGAAAGGCUUCAAGGAAUACUACUUGCAAAGUUUUGUGAAUUUCCUUCACCAGGAAUGGGAUUGUUUUAAUAACCAAAUAAUAUCCCAUUUUCCCCAGUAUUAUUUGUUAAUUUAACUGAUGCUACUCUCCAAAGUGACUUGUAUAUGCAUUACUUAAAAAAAAUUACCCUAAUUGUCCAGCAGGGUGAAUUUUGCUUAAUCAGUUCAGGGCAGGUACUUUGCUCAAGGUUACUAGUGCAUGAGCAGGGAUUUAACGCAGGUCCUUCAACGGCAACAGCUCUAACCACUACAGCACCUGCUGCACCACCUUUUAAUUGCUUUUAAUGGAAAAAAAAACUAUGUAAUUACUGUUCAGAUGUUAAGUUCUUUUAUUACAGUGUACUCUUACCCUGUAAAACCUUAUCCUGACUGAAGGUGGAGCAGUGGAUGAGAACAGGGUGCAGAAAAUGAACAUAACUGUGAUUGAAAACAAGCUCAUUUCAAAUAUUGCAUUACAAGGAACGAUUUAAUGAGCACUGUUUGGGUUUAAAAUACUGGAGUUCACCUUGCUAUAUGAGCUCCACAUUUGCCUGAGCAGUUAUACAGAAAUAGUCUGAUACAGUGGACUGAAAUAAAUGAGAUAUUAGUCAAGGCUCAGCAGUGAAAUGUGGCCACUGUGCUGUUCCCUUUUGGACCACAGGGUGGCAGUAAACACCCAACACAGCGCCCACUGCAAGGCAGUAAAUAUGCCAUGUUUUUUAAUUAGGCAAUAUUCUUGUAAAUCAUUACCUUAAAUUUUUUUCAAUGAUGGUUGUGUUAAAUGUUUAAAAUAACUCAUUAAAAUCUGAUGAC